AGCCUCAUGACUCCGACGGCGUUCCCGAGCUCACACGAAUUUCUUCUUCCUCCAUCUCUUCCUCAUUUGCAUUCCAUCUUGAACUUCGGGGCUUUUUUCUCGCCUCUAUAAGGAUCUUGGCUUUGUUUCUUGAUCGUCAUUACUUUGAUCCGCCUUUGUCACGAGUCACGACUAUCCCCACUCUUCCUCUUCCCCCCCAAUUAACCCUGGACCUCAAUAAUCACCCCACUUGCGCCCUCUGCCUCGGUUUUUUCAUACGCCUUGCUCCGCUCGCCCCGCUAGCCCUCCCAACUCCUUCGCGCUCUUGCCAAUCCACUUAUUUGCCUCAUCUCAGAUUCAAAUUGAACGUCCUUCAGAGUUUCUUCCGGCCAUUAGACUCUCUGCCGCAUCUCCGGGUCGGCCUCCACAUCGUGGCGCCAGCACCCGAGACAGCAGAAUCGACAACCACACGUUGCAGGUCCCCGGUCGCCCACACCAUCCCAU
This is a messenger RNA of Penicillium vulpinum, 483 nucleotides long. RefSeq lists its product as uncharacterized. The transcript has 2 exons. The coding region runs from base 7 to 111 and encodes 34 amino acids. NCBI's taxonomy places the organism in Eukaryota, Fungi, Ascomycota, Eurotiomycetes, Eurotiales, Aspergillaceae. The record is from RefSeq and is a predicted model, not a curated record.